UCAAUAGAUUGAGGCACAAUUCGUGAACGAGAGGACCUGACCACGCGCUGUGGACGAUCAGGACAGAAGCUUGAACAGACGGAGUCGACUUGCAGACAGGCAGCUUAAAAGGUCCAAACACCCAAGCACGGCUCUACAGAAGGGAUCAGACAGGGGCCGCUCGCUUGCCUGAAGCAGGGCUAUAUAGCUCUCUCUCUCUCUCUCUCUCUCUCUCUCUCUCUAUGUACACAGCCGCGCCGCGCUCUGAAGCGUCAAGCGCGCAAGAACCCGGUACGCUGCAGGCCCGUGCUGUUCCAAGCACAUUCCUGGUUGCAGGAUGGUCAAGCGUGCAACCAGCCAGAGUGCAAGCUCCUCCUCCUCCUCCUCCUCGCUCAUCGCAUCCACCGCAGCUUUGCGCAAGGCGCUCUCGCGGUACGAUGAGGCCCUGGAAGCGCGCGCAAAGAGCUACGCUCGAUGCGCGGAACUCGUCGAGCUAGAUGGAUGGUAUCGCAAAGACUUGUGGCUAGUCAUUCGACGACGCGACCAAGCAGUCCAAGAGUCGGGCAGCAUAUCUGAGCGCCACCUGCAACUCGAAGAGUUGUGCAAAGUCAUGAAAUGGAAGCUGACCAGAGGCAGCUUUCGGCCCAAGUUGCUCAGUCUGGUCGAGAGCAAUUCGUCCGACGUCGUGCGCGAGACGACAUUGAGAGCUUGGCGAGAGGUGCAAACGUCACCCGAUGAGGCCAUCAAGGCGCUUUCUGAGCUCAAAGGCGUGGGUCCGGCAACUGCGACUGCCAUCCUGUGCGCACUCACCCUGGGCCAGUACGCAUUCAUGUCCGAUGCGGCCAUGGAGCGCGCGUGCGGUAUGAAGCCGGAAUACACCGCGAAAGCCGCAAAGCAUUUCCGAAUCAAGAUGCAAGAGAGGAUGGAUAAAGAUGAACCGAGAUGGAAGAGCCUCGACGAGCUGGAGCGAGCUGCUUGGGCGUUCCACACGCUGAGCCGGCUCGAUGGAGAUGCCCCCACCAAUCAGCUACCACCGCAGACAAAGCGCAAGGCAGCCUCUCCUCUCGCACAGACAGAAGGGAGGAGCCCAAGACGCAAAAAGGUGUGAAAUGCAACGUUUCGUAAUGCUUUCGACCAUUUCCUCGCGUGACUAAAAGUGCCAAUGACGUGCAAGUG
Ceraceosorus guamensis is the source of this 1155-nucleotide messenger RNA. RefSeq lists its product as hypothetical. Gene Ontology annotation, molecular function: catalytic activity. Gene Ontology annotation, biological process: DNA repair. The record is from RefSeq and is a predicted model, not a curated record. Lineage: Eukaryota; Fungi; Basidiomycota; Exobasidiomycetes; Ceraceosorales; Ceraceosoraceae. The transcript is spliced from 2 exons. Bases 317 to 1087 code for a protein of 256 amino acids.